AUAUUGGAUAAUAGUGUUGUCGUUUUGAUUCAAGGUCGUUUUUCGAGUUACAUACGAUUUAGAUGAGUGGUCUUAGUGGUGAUUUCAAACCUGAUGAUGUACACUCUCCUAAUGACUGGGAGCAUGUUAACCUGGGAUCUGAAGAGAGGAAUAAAAAGUUUCUGAGAUUGAUGGGUGGGAAGCCCGACCGUACACACAAGGGGAAAAUUGUAAUAGGGGAAGAUGUAGAAAGUGUCCACAAAGGUAGCAAGGAUCCAUCUGUAAUAAAUUUGGAGCUGGAGAGUCAAUUCCGUAAAAGUCUGGAGAAAUCUACUACUUUCAACCGCCACGCUGGUCUAGGCUGCCAACAAGGCUCACCGUCUCAUCCAGUUCAUGAUUUAGAUCUUACUAACACGGAGAAGCUGAAACAGCAGUAUACAUCGUCAUUUGUUCCAAAAGGGGAUCAAUAGCAGCCUAACCUACAAUUUUUAUCAUUAUCAUUAUUAUUACGUGAAUCAACAGCAUUUCUUGCCAUCUCCUCAGGGAUGUUAAUCUGUUUUUGUAAACGUAAUAAUUUUCUUACAAGUGGGUUGACUGACUAACGUAAGAGAACCAACCUUUUAAAAAUAAAUGGAUAAAUAAAUAAAUUUAUUUAUUUUACCCAGCGAAUUUGUUAAUAUUUUCAUACCUUUAAAGUUUAUCCGUCAAAAACUGGAGAUUUCUUUCCUUUUUUCUGAUGAGAAAUAUUCUUAUACUACUUUUUAUAGUUCAUGUCGUAAAAGGAAGACGAUCUGCUUUUGAAGCGUUUUAACCAUUUUGUAUCAUAUUUUUGAGUUAUUUGUAAUUUUCUUUUGUUUUGUAAGAGUUUCCCCAUUGUUGUUUGUAUUGUUAGAAUUGAGUGAUUGUUUGUUUCUAUGUAAAGAAUUAUGGAAAGUAUGGAAAACAAAAAUUCAACGAUGAAAAUAUGUGCAAAAUGAGUUAAAGUCUUUCAGUUAAUUAAAAGUGUUCUUUUUUUUAAAUUAAAGAAAUGUUUAUCUUA
This is a messenger RNA of Trichobilharzia szidati, 1018 nucleotides long. The record is from the annotation of a GenBank genome assembly. NCBI's taxonomy places the organism in Eukaryota, Metazoa, Platyhelminthes, Trematoda, Strigeidida, Schistosomatidae.